Messenger RNA from Theileria parva strain Muguga, 1489 nucleotides. RefSeq lists its product as uncharacterized. Lineage: Eukaryota; Apicomplexa; Aconoidasida; Piroplasmida; Theileriidae. The record is from RefSeq and is a predicted model, not a curated record. The transcript has 3 exons. The coding region runs from base 1 to 1455 and encodes 484 amino acids.
AUGGACGACACCGUGGCAUUUAACGAAUUUGCAGCUAACACAGCUGAUGAUUUAUUUGCUGAUGAUGACGAUGAUCUUUUUCUGAAUGAGGAGGAGUAUGAAAAAGCACAGCCAAUAGGUGGAGGUGUAGAUGAGUUUUCACGUAGAAAAAAUGCUAAAUUCGGACCGUUUUCUACCGAUACUUUUUGGAAAAGGUCAGAUGAUAGGAAGCAUGAUCUCAAAAACCACCUCUGGGACUUUAUGAUAUACAAUUCCAUAAGAGAACUAUCUUUUGGAAACUAUAAGGGACAAGUUGAAAUGAUGAACUCACAACUGAUGCUUAGCAUAGUAGAAUGUAAAAAGAAUGUAUUAAACUCCCUAAAUAAUCAGAUUGACUUAACGAAACGAGAUCAUUCAGAUCCAAGGCUAAAUAACUCUUCUGUAAAUAGUGUAGAACAUGAGCUGGAUGAUGAACAUAAAAAACAAGUAGAAGCAUGUUUAGAUAAGUUGAUUAGAGUCGUGAUGGACAGGUUUAGAAUAAAAUUAGAUUUGGGCACACCAGAAUCACAUGAUGAUUCUGGGUUUGAAGAUACCACUAAAUCCCAAAGAACUGAUAAUAUUAACAGGGAAAUCUGUGAACACUUAAAAUCAAAUAAACACGUUAGACAUCUAUUUAGGGAAUUCGCAGAUUACAGAAGAACUAAGAAUCAGCUAAUUAGGAAAUCAUUACAUGAACUAUUAAAAAGUUUUAACGAGUUCAGGAAUAAGAUAUUACAGGAAGUAUACCAGGACUCCAAGGGUCAUAACAUGAACCUGACCAGAUUCGUCAAAAACAUGGAUAAAGUGACUUCAAGAUUUGAUUUUUUUUGUGAGUACAGGUUCCAUAACCUGGCAACUUAUUUCAGGAACAAGGAAGAAGUUGAUAAUUAUAUUGACAGCUUCGUUGCCUUUAACACUUUCACACAUGAUUUUUCAGAGUUUACUAACAACUUUAACCCAAACUUGAAACACACACCCACCACAGCUACUACCGAUCGUACCACUACAGAUUCUGCUACUACCAGUACAGUUAGUAAUGAACCAGCACAAGCCAAAACAUCUAAAGAUAAGCCACAAAUGAACAAAAAACCUGAACAAAUGCCUCCGACUACAGUUACUGAAGCGGAUGAAAUGGAGAAUAUAUUCAAUUUCAUGGGAGGAAAUAUUUCCCAAAACUUCAUACAAACUCAAGAUCUAUCACAAAAUAAACAAAACCCAGAUGGUAGAGGUGGAGAUUCUGGGAAGGAUAUGGAUUUGGAUCAAGGUUAUGAAAAUAUGAUGGAUAUUGACAGGGAUGCAGUAGUGGAAUCAAAGAAAGACAACGAAAGACAAAAGGAGGAGGAAGACGACUUGAAAUUAUUACAAGAAGCCAGAAAGAAAGCAGCUGAAAUACUAAGGCUCAAGAGAAUCGAGAGGAUGCAGUCUAAUCAGACGUAAAUCUACGUUUAAAAAUACUAAAUUCUAAUUUGAU